This is a messenger RNA of Vespa mandarinia (Asian giant hornet), 1259 nucleotides long. RefSeq lists its product as uncharacterized. The record is from RefSeq and is a predicted model, not a curated record. Lineage: Eukaryota; Metazoa; Arthropoda; Insecta; Hymenoptera; Vespidae.
UGGUACUUCUCGUUUUAAGACUUGAUCAAAGAAUACAAUGGAAUUGGUUUAUAGUGUUUAUACCAAUGUGGUUAUACGAUAACAUAUUACUUAUUUAUAUCAUUUUUAAUAUGAUCUCUUAUUGUAAAAACGGAAGAGUCAGUAGUUUACGUAGAGAAACAUGGUAUAUGACAGCCGUACUUAUGAAGUUAAGCGCACAAAUUUUAAUUUGUUUGAAAUUAGAAGUACCAUAUUGGUUUUUACCUGCCAAAGUUGUUUUAGCCCCAUUCUGGUUGCUUCUACCAAUUUUAGCGGUGGACGUUUUCAUUCAUUUAAUUAAACACUGUAGAUACUGACAAUAACCAGAAUUUAAGUUUUUCUUGGACAUUUAAUAAAAUGUGGCCAUGCGAAUAUUUUUACUUUUCUAUUUAACCAUGGUUUUCCAUAGAAAAGGUAUUGCUAGAGCUACAGUUACAGUGAAAGAAAUUAUGGCUGGUCAUUUAGCUGAACUUCCAUGUUUAAGUAGUGAUGAUCAACAUCGAUUCAUGUUUUGGCAACUUACCGAUGAUAGACAUGUAAUUGGUCCUGGAAAUCCUUUAGAUGUUAAUAAGUACAAUUAUGAAGUGUUAACGGGGACACUUUAUAUUAGGGGAGUAUCGACUGCUGAAUCUGGUUUUUAUAAAUGUAUUUCAAAGGGUAUACACGAUCAUUCUGCUGUUAAUGUUCAUAUUGUUGAAUUAAUAGUUAAGAAAAAUUGGGAAGAUGUUUGGGAAAACGAUUUUGAGGCAAAUUUGCUAAGAGGAAUGGCUGCUACGAUGGUAGUAGUUGUAGCUGUUGCUGUUAUCCUUCUUAUUAUAAUUAUCAAACGGAAGAGGAGUCAUGGAUUCUUUGAUUUGGAUGAAUCAAGAGAAAAUUCACCAGCAAGAUUUAGAGGAAACAUUAUAAAUACAGCACCUGCCAUACCCACUCAAGAAGUUGAUGAUGGCGGAAUUGAAAAUCCUCUUGAUAUUGACUUUCCCAAAGUAUUUAACCAAAUGCAAAAGAAUCAAGGAUUACCAUAAGGAUUUAUGGAACCCUAUAUGUGUUUCUUAAACAUUAGAAAAAAAAAAGAAAAAAGAAAAAAAAAAUAAAACUUUCAUAAAAAGGGGAAAGCAAAGGGGAAGAAACUUAAAGCAAUUUUAUGUCAGUAUCAAAUUGUGAUACCUAUGAUGAAUAUAGAGAAAUUAUAAUUUAUAUAUAAAUUGUGAUAGAACUUGUGCAAUCCAAAAAGAAAAACAAAA